Arachis ipaensis is the source of this 1717-nucleotide messenger RNA. Its product is annotated as Ubiquitin-like superfamily protein. Gene Ontology annotation, cellular component: nucleus. Gene Ontology annotation, molecular function: protein binding. The record is from RefSeq and is a predicted model, not a curated record. NCBI's taxonomy places the organism in Eukaryota, Viridiplantae, Streptophyta, Magnoliopsida, Fabales, Fabaceae.
UUACUAGUUAAGACUUAAGAGUAGUUAAAAUUGUUAUUAUUCUCUUCUUUCUGUCCCUCUCCCGGAAAUCGAGAUAGGUCCUUUUUCCGAACCCUAAUUUCCGUUUGCCCCAAAACUUUUCUUUUUGCCUUUCCUCUUCAAGUUCCCAAUUGCUUCUUCUGUCAAUUCUGCAAUGGAGAUGAUGGAUCACAGAAACAACAGCGGUAACAUGUACAAUCUGUUCGUCAAGCACUUGGACGGGAAAACCUUAACCCUAAUAUUCCCUUCUCCAAUCCUCUUCGCCAAAACCAUAAAGGAUCGCCUCUUCGACCUUACCGGCAUCCCGCCGCACCACCAACGCCUCGUAACCGGUUUCCGCCACCUCAACGAUGAAGGAUCGGCCAUCUGCUCGCCGGAUGGCAGCAACAUCUUCCCGACAGUGCGACUCCUUCUGCGGCUGAAGGGCGGCAAGGGAGGGUUCGGAUCGCUGCUUCGAGGUGCGGCGACGAAGGCUGGGCAAAAGAAGACGAACAAUUUUGACGCUUGCAGGGACAUGAGUGGGAGAAGGCUGAGGCACGUGAACGCGGAGAAGAGGCUGGAGGAGUGGAAGGCGGCGGAGGAGGAGCGGCGGCUGGAGAAGGUUGCGGAGGAUUUCCUGAAGAAGCAGAUGAAGAAAGGUAAGAAGGGUGCUGGCGAUGGAGAAGCUCACAAGUAUGUUGCCAAGUAUAGGGAAGAGUCUGAGCGCUGUGUCGCCGAGGUUGCAGAGUCUGUGAAGGAGGCUUUGAAGUCUCUCAAUGGUAAGAGAAAGGGUUCUGAAGCUGCACUGGAGAAAGCUGAUUCUAAGAAGUUGAAGAUAUGGAUGGGGAAGAGAAAAUUGAAUGAAAGUGAUAGUGACGAUUCUGAUGAGAGUGAUGAUGAAGGGGGGAAUCAGAAAUCCAUUGUGUUGAAUAGCCAGACUGAAUCGGAUACUAAUAAGGCGGAAGGCAGUUCGGAUUCAGUAUCUUGUAAGAAACAGAGCGGAGACUCUUCUGGUGCAGGCUCUUGUGAAAGUGGAUCUGAAGAGGAGAGAGAAACUGUACUAGAAGGCAAAGUAGAAGCUGUUGGAUCCCCGAGUGGCGAGGCCACUGAGGCCAAACUCAUUGAUGCUGUUGAACCUGUUGUAUAUGAAGAGAUGAUGGGGGCUGCUACAAUGCCUUGUUCAGAGUCAAUAACUGUGAUUAGUGUUGAAGAUAAUGGACAUCAGGAUUGCAAUGCUGCUGUUGGUCAAGCCUCAGAUAAUCUAAGCUCAGAAAAUUGGGCUGGUGCAAGCAAAUCGAAUGACAUGGAGAUUGAUGAAUCUCUUCAGCAUAAAGCAUUAGUCCAUGAAGAAAUCUCACCAAGCACUAGCAUUCCCGCAUUGGAGGAGCCUCUGAAUUUUGAAGCUUUUAAUUCAGCUGCAGAGCUUGAGGUUCUUGGCUUGGAAAGGUUAAAAUCUGAAUUGCAAUCUCGUGGGCUGAAAUGUGGAGGAACUUUGCAGGAGCGUGCUGCCAGGCUUUUUCUUUUGAAAUCCACUCCACUGGAGAAAAUUCCAAAGAAGCUGCUUGCGAAGAAAUGAGCAGCGCUAUAUGCAUCAACCUGAGAAGCUGAUCUCUUUUUGUACAGUAUCUUAUAGCUAUACUAGUUUUUCUUUGCAGGCAGAGGCGAGUGUAUCUUGACUUGGGAACAGAAUAAUUCUCGUUUUUCUCCCCUGUUCCUUUUA